GCUUGUUAACAUGAUCCUCCUGUUGUAAAGUCGUGAUUUCAUAUUGAAUUGUGCUGAAACUUUGGACAUGACUGCAGCUGCUUUGCUUGCGUUCUUGGCCGCCCAUGCAUGCAAUUCUUUCCUUUUGCUUUGGUUUGGGCUUGGGCUUGCUUGCUUGCACUGUUGGAAGACUCCUCUUCCCUUCAGCUUCAAGCCAAAGCCAGAGGCCAGACCGCCAGAGCAGAGUAGUUAACCCUCUCCACUGGAUUUGGCAUUGCUAACAACAAGUAUUCCCUCCUCUGCUCUGCAUAUAUCCAUACAUCCUUUGGUUUCAGAAUUCAUCAGAGAGAUAAGAUAUAAAUAUAUGCAUUGCAUUGCAUGCAUGGUACGAACAAGCAGCUAGCCAUAUCCAUCCUCUGUAAUUGCUUCUUUGCUUCGAGAGUACAAGUCAGGGAUCGAUCGAGAUUUGCCAAGAAACCAACUAAUACUAAUAGAGGAUGAAGAUGCGAGAGAUCGUCUUCUUCGACGUCGAGACGACGGCGCCGUCGUCGGCGGGCCGGUGGUGGCUGCUCGAGUUCGGCGCUAUCCUCGUGUGCCCCAAGAAGCUGGUGGAGGUGGGCAGCUACGACACCCUCAUCCGCCCGGGGGACCUCUCCGCUGUCUCCCGGCGGUUCACGGACGUCGAGGCCAUCCGCUCCGCGCCGCCAUUCGAGGACGUCGCCGACAAGAUAUUCGACAUCCUCGACGGCCGCGUGUGGGCGGGCCACAACAUCCAGCGCUUUGACUGCCCUCGCAUCCGGGAGGCGUUCGCGGAGAUCGGCCGCCCCGCCCCGGAGCCCACCGGCGUCAUCGACUCCCUCAACGUGCUCGCCCACGACUUCGGGCGCCGCGCCGGCGACCUCAAGAUGGCCACCCUGGCGUCCUACUUCGGCAUCGGCAAGCAGAAGCACAGGAGCCUGGAGGAUGCACGCAUGAACCUCGAGGUGCUCAAGCACUGCGCAACAGUCCUGCUCCUGGAGUCGAGCCUUCCUUCUGUGCUGUGCAGUAAAUCAGCAGCGGCUGCUCACGCCGGCGGCGCCAUGACGAGGAGAAGGGCGACCAUCGCCUCCACGACGCCGAACCGGAUGUCGCAGACCAAGCUUCAGUUUACCCCUGCGCCUGUGCCGGCAGAAGCAGCGCCGCCGUCUGCAGCAACUCAAAAGAUCAACGGCCCCUGCAAGAGGGAUAGCUUGGGCAAGGUGGUGGGGAGGGCCAGUAAGGAAGCAUUGAGCACUAGGCGAGCAGCGACGGCGACACCCUUCCGCAUGAUCCUCAGGCACUCCAGGGCCAUCCUCUAGAUGAUCCAUCCUACGGAUACUCUAGGGAUCGACGUUCUGAUCGAUGGAUGCUUUCUCAGGGAGAAGUGUAGAGUUGACAAAUAAUUUGAGCUCAAGCUUCUCCACACCAGCAUGCGAUCGACUAGCUAAUUGCACCUUCUCAUGAUUCAUUCCUAGCUUGGAUUCAUUCGUUUGUACAGAUGAUUGAUUCGAUCCACCUGUCCAUAUGUAAUUUGACUCAAAUCAGAUUCAUUUCAUUUGUAAAUUAAAUGAAAUGCCCUCAUUUCAUUUGUAAGUUAACACGCCAUUCGUUAACUAUUGCAGAUUUCAA
This is a messenger RNA of Phragmites australis (common reed), 1626 nucleotides long. Its product is annotated as protein NEN4-like. Gene Ontology annotation, molecular function: 3'-5' exonuclease activity; nucleic acid binding. The transcript has 4 exons. NCBI's taxonomy places the organism in Eukaryota, Viridiplantae, Streptophyta, Magnoliopsida, Poales, Poaceae. Bases 477 to 1316 code for a protein of 279 amino acids. The record is from RefSeq and is a predicted model, not a curated record.